CUCUCCCCUCCCCUUCCCGCCGCAUGGCGCUGGCCGCCUCGCUGGGCUCCUGCGUGGAGGCGCUGCUGCAGAGCCGCGCCCAGGCCAACCGCGUGUGGGAGCUGCUGGAGCCGCUGGCGGGCGGGCAGCGGGACGCGGCGCUGGGCGCGGGCGGGGCCUGCGGGCGGCUCUUCGGGGCGCUGCUGCGGCGGCGCGAGCUGCGGGGGGGCCGCCUGCCGGCAGAGGGCAGCGCCGAGCACGAUGCCCUCAGCGCCGAGCAGAAGUAUAAGCUAUGGAUGAGGUACCGGUACCAGGACUGCGUGGGGUACCUGGCGGAGCUGAUGCACCACGAUGCCUUCCAGGUCAAGGAAAUGUCACUCUGCACCCUGAUGAACUUUGUUGAGUUGGAGGCACAAUACCCUUUGGUCGAAGUAGAAUGGAAAGGGACUGUAACAUUUCCUCGUGAACUUCUUAAGGUAGUUGUUGAUGGCUUACUUCCUUUACAUGAGGACGCUUCGCUCCUGAUCUCUCGCUUUCAAGAAUACAUGGAGUAUGAUGACGUUCGGUACUUUGUCAUAAAGGCAGUCACUGAGAGUAUUGGACAAGUCAUGCAAAAGACAAAGGAGAGGCCACUGCCGUUUUACCAGCAGAACGUAUUUUCCCUCAUUUCGCCCAUUAACAUGCCGAACAAAGAGAGUGACAUGGUCAAAUUUAUGGCAAAGCAAGAUAACUGGGAGGAAUUGAAAGUGUCAAAGCUGCAGGCACACAAGCAGGCGUUUGAAAAAAUGUGGCUCAGUUUUUUGAAGCACAAGCUACCCACUGGCCUUUACAAAAAAGUUCUCGUCAUUCUGCAUGACUCCAUCCUGCCUUAUAUGAACGAACCCACUCUCAUGAUGGACUUCUUGACAGUGGCCUAUGGCAUAGGUGGAGCAAUCAGUCUUCUAGCUUUGAAUGGAUUAUUUAUUCUGAUUCAUCAGCAUAAUCUGGAAUAUCCUGACUUUUACAAAAAACUCUACAGUCUUUUAGACCCUUCUAUAUAUCACGUGAAGUACCGAGCCCGCUUUUUCCAUUUGGCCGAUCUGUUUUUGUCUUCGUCUCACUUGCCAGCGUACCUGGUGGCAGCAUUUAUAAAGCGCCUCUCCCGGCUGGCCCUGACAGCUCCUCCUGAGUCGUUACUCAUGGUUAUUCCCUUCAUCUGUAAUCUCUUUCGGAGGCACCCAGCAUGCAAAGUGCUAGUACACAGACCUAAUGGGCCAGAAGAUAUGUCAGAAGAUCCAUAUAUUAUGGAGGAGGAGGAGCCAUCUGAAAGCAGGGCUUUAGAGAGCUCUCUCUGGGAGAUCCAGUCUCUACAAAACCACUAUCACCCAGAUGUGGCCAAGGCAGCUGCUAUCCUGAACCAGUCACUGUCUGAAACAGAGGAUGACAUAUCAGGGCUCCUGGAGCUCUCUGCUUAUGAGCUUUUUGAUAAAGAAGUAAAGAAAAAGGCUGUUGAUGUUCCCCUGGAGUUUGAGCAAGUACGAGGUUUGUUUGGGAAGAAAAAUGACAUUUUUGCAGAACACUUCACUUUAGAUUGACACAGUUUCUUACAAACACAUCUGCACAACUGACUGUCUUAGGGAUAUGCACAAAGCUCCUGUGCUGUGCUUGGCAGUUCUGCCUUUGCAGUGUUCGCAGAGCUGGAUGCCUUGAGAAAGGUGCAGCCUUCUUCAGUGAGCUUUGCCACUACUCGUGGAUGGACUUCCCUUUGUCACUCCUUGUUUCUCACACUUGCAUGUUGCCACCUGAUAUUUGGGAAGGAUUUUCCAUCAGAGCAAUUCUUUCUGGACUUGCUCCUUGCUGGGAUUGCAGCCCUUUCCUCCAAAGCUGCAGUCACUGGCCGCAGCCAGCACCAGCAUCAACAAAUCGUCUAGCUGCCAUUUGAUGGGACUGAGGGGAGGUGCAGUCCCUGACUCCUGGGCUUAUUUUUCAGGUGUUUUAUUUCUAUCCCAGAGCUGACAACCUGUUUGUAAUAAAUGACUUCAAUACA
Messenger RNA from Cuculus canorus (common cuckoo), 2005 nucleotides. It is a transcript of the gene NOC4L, whose product is annotated as nucleolar complex associated 4 homolog. Gene Ontology annotation, cellular component: Noc4p-Nop14p complex; small-subunit processome; nucleolus. Lineage: Eukaryota; Metazoa; Chordata; Aves; Cuculiformes; Cuculidae. The transcript has 15 exons. The record is from RefSeq and is a predicted model, not a curated record. Gene Ontology annotation, biological process: ribosome biogenesis. The coding region runs from base 24 to 1553 and encodes 509 amino acids.